This is a messenger RNA of Pezoporus flaviventris, 1269 nucleotides long. RefSeq names its product hyaluronan and proteoglycan link protein 4-like. Lineage: Eukaryota; Metazoa; Chordata; Aves; Psittaciformes; Psittacidae. Gene Ontology annotation, molecular function: hyaluronic acid binding. The record is from RefSeq and is a predicted model, not a curated record. The transcript has a single exon. The coding region runs from base 159 to 545 and encodes 128 amino acids. Gene Ontology annotation, biological process: cell adhesion.
GAAUAAAUCGUAGGUGUAAUCACCACAAGGAGAUCCCAUAAAUCUGCCCAGAGCCCAGCCGGCUGCUCCCCUCCAAAACACACACUGGGGAAAGGUCUACAGCCCCCAUCCCUGCUCCAUCCCAGCCCACUGGAUGCCGGUGCCGGACCACAUACAGGAUGUCCCCAUCCCCAGCAACCUCUGCUCUGUGCCUGUCCCCCCUAGGCAAAGUGUACUUCUUGAAGACGUACCGCAAGCUGAGCUACGCCGAGGCGGUGCAGGCCUGCAAGAACAACGGGGCGGCCGUGGCCAAGGUGGGCCAGCUCUACGCUGCCUGGAAGAUCCAGCUGCUGGACCGCUGCGAGGCGGGCUGGCUGGAGGACGGCAGCAUCCGCUACCCCAUCGUCAACCCGCGGGCACGCUGCGGCGGCCGGGAGCCCGGCGUGCGCAACCUGGGCUUCCCCGACAAGAAGUACAAGCUUUUUGGGGUUUAUUGCUUUAAAAAGGCCGGGGAGGCUGCUCCGGAGAAGGCGCUGGGUGGGGGGGGGCACCCCAACCGUGUGUGAGGGUCACCCUCUGCGGGAGCGCCCCAACCUUUUGGCCAGGACAACCCCGUCUCUAUGUGUUGGGCUCCCUGGUGCUGCUGCCCCGCAGCGUGGGGAGCUGCAGGCAGCUCCUGUGUUGGACUGGGAGAGGUGUCCACGCGCUACCGGUGCAGGAGCUGCACCGCGGGCUGCGCACGAAGCCUGGUGACACUUGGGGAAACUGAGGCAGCGGGAGGGGAGCAGCUUCAUUGACCCAGCCAGGAGCCUGCGCUUGGACCCAGGGCUGGCUCCCAGCUCAUCGCAGCUCUUGCUUGUCAAUCAGCGCAUUGCAUGUGCUAAAGGCCCAUCCAGAGCAAAGCAGGCUAGAGCCCCACAGUGUCCUUAUCCUCAUGUCCACCGUCCCCAGCUCCGCGCUGUCCCUGGGGCUAUGCAGCACUGAACCCCCCGGGAGAUGCAACCAGCACCGUCGCACCAGUCCGUCCCCGCAGGGGAUGGGGGGCACUGGGCUUGGCUUCAUGCAGCGUGGGUCGCCGGGGGCACCCGCAGCCCCUGCAGCUCAGUGCACACCUCGGCCUGGGCCUCGGGCAGCUCCUCAGUGCUUGGCUCCGUGCAGCAGCAGAGGUGGGAGCGGGGAGGUGCUGGGUGGGCUCCGUGCCCUGCGCCCCGGCUCGAGGCUUCCUGCAGCCCUGGCGCUCGUGAGCUGGACGUAGAUGAAAUAAAAGCUUCGGCCGCUUUGGAGAGCUGA